AAUAAAUAGAUUGUACAAUAAUCUGACAUCCUUAAGAUUUCUUUAGAAUUUUCGGUACAGGAUGGGAAAGCACAUAAACUAUCUGUUUGGUUUAUUUACUUUUAUCUUCAUCUUUACAUGGAUUAAUGCCGAAUCGCCCACUGCUAUACCAUGUCGUGGUACGUCACAAAGUGCACGGAAUGUCACUAUUGAUGUUUCUGGAUGUACAAAUACAACUAGAUGCCCUUUAAUCAGAGGAUCUUCUCAUAUAGUGACUGUUAGCUUCAUUCCUACAAAGAAUUCUUCAUCGAAUGUUAACAGGAGGAUUUAUGGCGUUUUUCAUGGUUUACCAAUUCCUUAUGGAAGAAGUGAAAAAAUAUGUGAGAAUGCUAGAGAUGAAUUUAACUUAACAUGUAAAGAAACCAAAGGAUUAAUUGCAGAUCGAAAAUAUACUUACAAUUCAAUGUUUCCAGUCCAGCCGUUUUUUCCUUCGUUGGCGCUUAACGUCAGAUAUCAAUUUACCGAUGGAAAAAAUGCAAUAGUGUGUGUGGAGUUACCAGUGAAGAUAGUAUCUCGUCAUUGAUACUGUAAUAUAUCAUUUUUAUGAAUGGUUUCUCUUUUUUUUAAUGGAGUUCCUUUCAGAAACAGCUAGUCUUUACUUUAACAUCAACCAAAUAAUUCGUCCAUAAAAAAAAUUGUAAACCAUCAUUUAUUUUUCU
Centruroides sculpturatus (bark scorpion) is the source of this 698-nucleotide messenger RNA. RefSeq lists its product as uncharacterized. NCBI's taxonomy places the organism in Eukaryota, Metazoa, Arthropoda, Arachnida, Scorpiones, Buthidae. The transcript is spliced from 5 exons. The coding region runs from base 62 to 562 and encodes 166 amino acids. The record is from RefSeq and is a predicted model, not a curated record.